Messenger RNA from Phoenix dactylifera (date palm), 2064 nucleotides. Its product is annotated as pentatricopeptide repeat-containing protein At2g13600-like. The record is from RefSeq and is a predicted model, not a curated record. Gene Ontology annotation, biological process: RNA modification. Gene Ontology annotation, molecular function: RNA binding; protein binding. NCBI's taxonomy places the organism in Eukaryota, Viridiplantae, Streptophyta, Magnoliopsida, Arecales, Arecaceae.
UUAAAAUGACACAAUUACAUCCAAAUCAGUCAAGAUUCAAAAACCCAAAUCAGUCAAGAAUCAAAAACAUUUUUUUCUUUGGCGACAAAUUCUUUAACAAGAAAAACCAUCCAAUUUUUUUCUAAUUCAAAAAGAUACUAUUUCUAACCAGCGGAAAAAUAAUUUAAAUCACCGUACUUUCGUUGUGCACUCUAAUUUAAACCACCAAUAUCGUUAUCUCUACAGUUUUGAGAAUCUAAACCAUUAAACGCUACGUAGCAGUCGUUCCCAACAAUAUUUUAAAAGACCGUAUAACACCCCAAUCUUCAUGCGCUCCCAUGUCAGGCGCCCGGGUCCUCUCCACGGUCCGCCUCAACUCCAUCAUCGCCGCCCAUCUCCGUCACGGCCGCCUGAUCGAUGCGGCCGGAUUGUUCCGAGACAAUCCCCAUCAUCUAGACAUCAAAUCAUGGAAUCUGAUGCUCUCGGGGUACGCCCGGAACGGAUGCAUCGAGUACGCCCUGAAGCUGUUCGACGAAAUGCCUCAUAAGGACGUCGUAUCAUGGAACACAAUGAUGGCCGGCUUCAAACGCGCCGGCGACUCGCUCAGUGUGUUCGGUCACUUCUUAGAGAUGGUCCGGUCAGGAUUGAGGCCCACCGGAUCGACGCUGGCCACUGUUAUCACUGCUUCAGUAGCCAGCUCCGCGAUUGUCCCACAUCUUCACGCUGUUGCUAUCCGCAUGGCAUUGGAUUCCAAUACGUUCGUUGGAACUGCUCUCAUCAGCGGUUACGCUAAGUUGAAAGAUCCGAAUUCUCUCCGUCGGGUGUUCGAUGAAAUUCGUGUUAAGAAUUUGGUAUCGUGGACUGCUGUAAUUAUCGGAUACAUGGAGCUUGGGAGUGUUGUUGAGGCCCGGCAGGCCUUCACGAUGAUGCCAGAGAGGAAUGUUGUAGCAUGGACUGCAAUGAUCAAUGGCUACAUCGAUAAUGACAGCCUCGAUGAUGCAAAGCGGUGCUUCGAUCAUAUGCCUGAGAAGAAUGUGGUUGCAUGGACGUCGAUGAUCAAAGGAUAUGAGCGCAGCGGGCAGUUUGAUGACGCUCUAAAUUUGUUCAUUGAGAUACAUAGAUGCUGCAGCAUCAAGCCAAACCAAUUCACGUACUCCGCAACGCUCAGUGUCUGCGCUCGGUGUUGUUCCCUUGUUGCAGGCCAGUCGGUCCAUGCACAGCUUUUGAAGUCUGGGCUGCCAUUUGAUAUGAUCUUAUCAAGCUCCCUUGUGGAGAUGUAUGGCAAAUGUGGGGACAUCGAUUCUGCGGUCCAAGUGUUCGAGUCUAUGAAAGUCCAUAAUCUUGUCUCAUGGAACUCCAUGAUCGGAUGCUACGCAAGGCAUGGUCUCUCCAGAAGAGCACUGGAAGGAUUCGAGAGGAUGAAGGAGGAAGGUGUUCGACCUGAUCAUGUGACAUUCAUUUGCGUCUUGACAGCCUGCGUUCAUGGUGGACUGGUCAAGGAAGGGGAAAGGUACUUCCGGUCGAUGCAGAGGGAGUUCAAGAUCGAGCCAAGGAUGGAGCAUUAUGGGUGCAUGGCGGACCUGUUGGGUAGGGCUGGACAGCUUGAUGAGGCAGAGAGGCUGAUCAAAGAGAUGCCAUUCGAGCCGGACAUGGUUGUCUGGGGAGCACUGAUCGGAGGAUGCAGACUGCACUCCAGUUUGGAGUAUGGGUUGUCUGCUGUUGAAUCAAUCCAGAGAUUUGAGAAGGAUCACCCAGCAAUCUACGCAAUGAUGUUGGGGGUUUAUGGGGAUAGGGGGGAUUGGAAGAGAGUGGAUGAGUUGAAAGAGAUUAUGGAAAGGGUGGGUGUUCGAAGAAAGCAGCAGGGAACCAGCUGGGUUGAGUCUCCUCUCAUCCUGCAGAGGUGAAAUUAGAAAGAAGGCUAUAAACAUCCAUUAAAUUCAAUUGGUGGAGCAGAGGAAAAAAUAAAUCACCUAGGGUUUCCGGUGAGAGAGAGAGCACACUAUGUAAUCACAACCAAAACUAUCCAGGCUCCUUUUGGAAGUCCCUUCGGUAAUAGAGAGACCACCACCCGGCAUGUUAAUGGCA